Trichomonas vaginalis G3 is the source of this 1899-nucleotide messenger RNA. Its product is annotated as RING finger protein-related family. The transcript has a single exon. The coding region runs from base 1 to 1899 and encodes 632 amino acids. Gene Ontology annotation, cellular component: nucleus; HULC complex. Gene Ontology annotation, molecular function: ubiquitin protein ligase activity. The record is from RefSeq and is a predicted model, not a curated record. NCBI's taxonomy places the organism in Eukaryota, Parabasalia, Trichomonadida, Trichomonadidae.
AUGCAAAAAUACGUCAAUUUAAUCUCUGUUCCAGACUUAAACAAUACAGAUAUUAGGUCAAAUACAGAUUCAGUAUCAGAUAAUGCUAAAAUGUAUACUGCAUCUUUAAGAAUUCAAGAAUUAAAAGAAAAAAUAAGAUCAACAUAUUCAUCUCUUCAAAAAAUGGAAGCAACUGUAAAAUCAUUAGCAUCUACCUAUUUCUCUCUCCUUCAACAAACUCAAAUGUUUACUUUAGAUCUAAUGUUAUGCCAAUAUUUAAAUGGCUUGCUUCCCUUACAAAAAAUUACAGAAUAUAUUGAAUACACAGUAUACGAAACACAAGAUCUUUACAAUUUUUCAAAAGAAUCAUCGAAACAUGCUUCAUUAUUAUUUAAUUCAUUAAUAGGUACAGCAAAAUCCAUUACUGCGACACUACAGUCCUCUAAAAUUGCUUUAAUACCAGCUUCGCAGAUUAAUUUAAGAUUUGAUGAGUACCUUAAUAGAGUUUCAGAACUUCAAAAAGAAGAAAUCGCUAAAGCACAAGCAGAAUUAAAAGAAUUUCCUGCUUUUGACUUAGUUAUUCAAAAAAUGCUUGAUUUUCCUAUUGUAGAACCACUUUCUCCCGAACAAAUUAUUAAUUUCCGAGAUUACAUGCUUAAAGAGUUCAAUAUUACAGACAACAUGUCACAGUCAUUCUUUUCGAUAUCACAAGCUGCCCAUCGUAUCGUAACUCUUAAGCAAUUACAAGAAUAUAUUACUAUCUCAAGAUCCCUGAUACAAAACACAGAUCCAAAAGAUCCCUCCACAUAUACACCAUUUACCAUUAGGAACUCCCCCUUCUUUAAGUCCCUAUCUGCACGAUCCGCCUUUUUAAGACACGCAUUAUCCCUUCAAGAGCGAGAACUUGCUUGUGUCUCCGAUUUCGACACGUUAAUUGAGUCCUGUUGUCGCGCUUUUUCCAUGUAUCAUGAAGAAUGCCGCUCUUCCAUUAACGAUAUCAAACAACAAAUCAUAUCUCUUAACAAUGUAUUGGAUAGCCACCAAGAAAGUUCAUUUACGUUACAAACAGAUGUGUCUCCAGCCAUUACCAGCUUCAUAAAGGAAAUUCAGUUCUUUGAUUCGGAAGAAAUAAGAUCCGAAGUGUCAAAUUUAUGUUCACAGGUCAUAACCACGUGUAAACCGUCCUCAAAUGAACUUUUAACCGAUUGGAACUCCUUUGAAAACAAAAUUUCCUCUCAAUUUUUCAAAGAAAUCAUUGAUACAGAAAUUUUGUACGAAAACUUGUAUUCUAUGAUCAGUUCCUUAGCCAAGACAGACAUUUCGGUGCUAGAACUCACAGCAAAAGCCACUGAAAAUGAAGUCUACACGUAUUAUAACGGUCAAGAACUCGAAUCUCUUUCGAAUUUAGAAAAUAAGUUGAAGAAUGUAAUGGAAAGUCUCAAGAAAGUGGAUGUUUCUGUAAUGAUUAAGUCUAUGAAUGAUAUAUGUGACUCUGUUAUCAAAGCAAAAGCUAAGUAUGACCAAGCAGAACAAAAAUUAAAUUCCAAAUUUGAGAAAAAUGAGAAAAGUGAAGAAAAAGAUACAGUGGAAUCACUGAAUAAGGAAAUAAAGGACCUCAAAGAAGAAUCCCUGAAUCUUGCAAAGGUUGCUUCUCAAAAACAAAUUUUAAUUUCAAGAAUUGAAGAAUUAACUUUUGAUAAAGACCACGCAGAUGUAAGACCAAUAAACCCUGUGCAAGCUACAAUGCUAAACAAGUAUGUGAGCAGAGUAAUGUGUCCUAUUUGCAAGAGAAAUCGAAGAAACGUGAUUCUUUCAACUUGUGGACACUGUUUUUGCAGCGAUUGUCUGAGCCAGAGAAAUGCUUGUCCUGUUUGCAAUGUGAGCUUUACACAGAACCAAGUUGCAAGAAUUCAAUUAUAA